GUCUGUUGAAGAUGCACUGGUCCCCGGAGCACACCGCCCCCUUAACUCAGUGGCCUGAGCAACACCUAGAUGUCACCUCUACCACUUCACCGCCGUCUGCCCACAAACAUGACCCCUACGCUGCAGCUGGUCGCCGAAGCUUUGCCCCUGCAGGUUACCCAUGGGCAAGUGAUGACAUAUCAGCCCUAACUGCUUCUUCUCUGCUCAAACGCUACGCUGAGAAGUACUCAGGGUUGGAGCUAUCAUAUGAACGCCCUCCUACAGGGGCCUACCCAGAGCCUGGAACCUUCCUGAAAACUGAAUCGGAGCCAUGGGCUCUGGGUCAGGGCAUGGAGUGCUACCCUGGAUUGGAGGCAUUAACUGGCACCAAGGUGGGCUCUGCAUCUGUGGGCAUCCCAGCCACAGGAAGUGUGACCGUAGUGAGCAGUAACUUGGCGUCUGAGCCAGGCUACAAUGGUGCUGGCUCCUGCAAUGCCCCGUCAUCUCAGGAAUACCCUUCUGCCUACAACAGCACCUACCUGUCUUCAGGAUACUGCCCUCAACCCAGCGCAGCACUUCCCCCUGUCCCUCUACACUCAUUGCAGGCCACAUCCACUCUAGUGCCCAGCUACAGCGCCAGCACUCCUAUCUACAACUACCCUCCAGGGUGCUACUCCCAAACCAGCCUGUCCUCUGGAUACAGCCACCCCAGUGCCUCCUACCUGCCCCCUGGAAUCAGUGCCCCCACUCCUCUGGCCCCUAGGCCCACCAUGGUGGGGGCCAGUUACAGCUACCCAUCUCACAGCCUUGGAGGGAGUUCUGAGGGAGGCGUACCACUGAAACGUAAGGCCUUUGAGAUGGCAGAGGAUGGACAGGAGGGAGCAGAGGUGGAGGGAUCCCGCUACAGAAAGUAUGGCAAUGGCCAUGGAAAUAGUCAUAGCAAAGGGCACGGCAACGGUCAGGGCAAUGGCUACGAUAUGAGCGGCUUGACCUCAGACCCACAGGCCUACAAAUCUGGAAAGACCAUGAUGUCACCCCCUUAUGGCGGGGCAGGGGACUACAGCCCACCAUCAGGCCUAGCAGGAGAGAAUGUGUCAGGGGAGCACACCUUCCCUCAGCCACAGAGAAUGUCUAUGAAGAUACAUACACCGCACACACGGUCUGAAGACCCCACUGCAGGGCGCUGA
Molecule: messenger RNA, 1166 nt
Organism: Cyclopterus lumpus (lumpfish)
Lineage: Eukaryota; Metazoa; Chordata; Actinopteri; Perciformes; Cyclopteridae
Product: putative fidgetin-like protein 2
Exons: 1
Coding region: 12-1166 (384 amino acids)
Source: RefSeq, a predicted model, not a curated record